UUUACAAAUUUGAGCUUUUCACCUGAAUCACAAACCGAAGUAAAUGCAUUUUUGGCUAGCGUGACGCAAAUUGGAAUGAUUAUGAAGUAAAAACUUCUUUUUUGGUUGGAAAUAAAACCAAUCAAGUCUUCUAACCUAAAGAUGGUCAAAGGUGGACCAGAGUUUAACAAAAGACUGCCCAGAUUUCUGCGACAUGAAGACAUACCAACAGAUACCUUUACACCCAGGACAUACCAGGUGGAGCUGCUUGAUGCAGCAUUACAUCGCAACACAAUCAUAUGCCUGGGAAGUAACUCUGGCAAAGCCUUCAUCGCACUCAUGGCCAUCAAGGAGAUGGCACACCAGAUCAGGAAGGCCUAUGAUGAUGGAGGGAAGAGAACUGUCUACCUUGUGGUGUCCGAUCUGGCGGCCGAGGUUGAAUGGCAGAUCCUCCAGCACCACACUGACCUGACAGUAGGCAAGUACAACUCCGACACCAACCUCGACGACUGGAAACAGGAAGACUGGGUGGCCGAACUCAGGGAGAAGCAGAUCCUUGUCAUGGUGGCAGACGUGUUUCACACUGCCCUUGACAGCGACUUCCUGCCACUCUCCAGCCUCAAUCUGGUUAUAUUCGAUGACUGCCAUCUUGCAGUAGGGGACCAUCAUUAUGUGCACAUAAUGGAACAUCUUUCCCCUUCAUCGGACGAAGAGCAGCCACAGAUUCUGGGUCUGACUGCAGCCAUAUUGGGAAGUCGUUGCAAUGACCCCUAUGAGCUGCGGAAUGCAAUCACAUCACUUGAAGCUAUGUUACAUUCCAGAGCUGAAACUUCCAUGCUUGUGAUCUCAGAGAGGUAUGGCUCACGCCCCAAAGAGGUUGUGUACCAGUGUGAACAAGUUGAGCCCUUGGACAUCACCUUGGUGCUGAAGACAAUCCUCGAGAAUGCUUUGUUCUUCCUCUACGAGUUGCAGUUCACGGAAGAAGAAUGUGGGAAGAAGGAUCCUCGGCACAUUCCCAGGAAUGCCUUAUCUGAAUGCCACAAUAUUUUGCUCCGACUUGGUCCAUGGUGUGCGGCUCGAAUUGCAGAAAUGUUGAUAACCCAAAUUGAAAAAUCGGAAAAAUUGGAAAGCAAUCCAAUUCCUAAAAGACUGCUUCGCUUUGCAUCAACUCAGCUUCGAUACAUCACAAAGGUUUUCGAUAAAGAAUUCACACCUGAUUAUGUGGUUGAAGAAUUCCUCGAGUACACAACACCUAAGGUUGUUCAACUUGUCGAUAUUUUACGGAAGUACAAACCAGAUUUAGACUUUAUGAUUAUCAGUAACGAGGAUUCCGGGAUGUCGGAUGAAUCGGACCUGUCUGACGACUCCAUGGAUUUGUCUGAUUCGGACGAUGAUGAUGGAAGUCCAUCUUCUCAUUCUAACAAACAAAUUCAUAUUGCUGUCAAACGAAGCAUGGAUGGGUUUGAGGAUAGGGCCGUUAGCUGUUUCCUUGGUCCAGAUGAGAAAAAGUUGAUAGGAGUUGUUUUUGUAGAGCAGAGAUAUGUAGCAUUUGCCUUGAACAAACUUAUAGAGGAGGUGUGUGGCUGGGACGAGAAUCUGUGCUUUAUCAAGAGCAACCACCUGACUGGGCCAGGAUGGAAGGGAGGCAAGAUGAAGAAGGACACGGGGAGGGUGUAUCGUAAGCAGGAAGAGACGUUACGCAAGUUCCGCAUGCAGGAGCUCAAUCUCCUGAUAUCCACUAGUGUCCUUGAGGAAGGGGUGGACAUUCCCAAGUGUAACCUUGUUGUUCGGUUUGAUCCUCCCAAAGACUACAGGUCCUAUACGCUGGCCAAGGGUCGGGCUCGAUCUAGGGAUGCAGAGUACAUAAUUCUGGUGGAGAGGGACAAGAAGAACACUUUCACAGAGGAACUCAAGAUCUUCAAAGGAAUAGAGGAGGUUUUGAUCGGGGAUGGGAGAGGUAGGAAAGAUUUAGCUGAUGAAGCAGAUGAGAUCAGUCCUGAUAUAGUUGUGGACAUGCUGCCGCCAUAUUGUCCAACUGACAACCCGUCUGGUCCCAAGGUCACCAUGCAAACAGCCAUUGCCCUGGUCAACAGGUACUGUGCAAAGUUACCAAGUGAUGCCUUCACCCAUCUAACACCUCACUGUUCCAUUGCCAUGGUUACCGACACAGACACUCCAAUGUUUGUGGCCUCGCUCAGACUGCCAGUGAACUCGUCCAUAAAACAGGAGAUAAUGGGUGUGGCCAUGCCUUCCAAGAAGCUUGCCAAGAUGGCUGUAGCAUUGAAGAUGUGUGAGAAGUUACAUAAAGCAGGUGAGUUGGAUGACAACUUGAUGCCUGUGGGGAAGGAGAUGUUUGUCUAUGAGGAAGAAGAGGAAUGGGAAGAGGAGGACGUCGCUGGUCAGGCUCGCCCAGGGACAACAAAGAGAAAGCAGUACUAUUACAAAAAAGCAGCAGAUGCAUUUGUUCAAAGUCAUGUCCGCCCAGAUGAGCCCUGCAAUCUGUACUUCAUCAACCUCAAACUGACAGGGCCAAUCACAGAUGAGCAGAACACCCGCGGCAGACGCAUAUAUGCACCAGAGGAUACUGCACAGUCGCUGGGUCUACUUUCAUCAAAAGAAAUCCCCCUGGUCCCUCAUUUUCCAGUGUACACUCGAUCAGGGGAGGUAACUGUCUCUGUGGACCUGAUCCAGUCAAAUGUAGUGCUUGGUCAGGAAGACCUGAAGAAAAUCGGGAAAUUUCAUCAGUUUGUGUUCACCAGUGUCCUUCACCUUGAGAAAGACCCCAUGGAAUUUGCUGUUUCUAGUGCUGAUGUCGGCUAUCUUAUUGUUCCGCUUGACAAAGAUUUGUCCACUGAGAGUGGCUUGGGAAUCCAGUGGGACUUUGUGAACCUUGUCCAGUCCACUGCCAACCCAGAGAAAAAGAAGAAUGUGUUUGACAAGAAACGCGGUGUGUUUGAGUUCCGCCAGGAGGACUUUGCAGAUGCUGUGGUGAUGCCAUCAUACCGUAACAUCGAUCAGCCCCAACACUUCUACGUUGCUGAAAUCCGUUUUGACCUCAACCCAACUAGUCCCUUCCCUUCGCCCGAGUUGUACAAAACAUUCAAUGAAUACUACACCACCAAGUAUGGGCUGACCAUCACCAACACAGACCAGCCCCUCCUUGAUGUGGACCACACGUCUGCUCGCCUCAACCUCCUCACUCCGCGCUACAUGAACCAGAAGGGUGUGGCCCUGCCAACAAGCAGUGCAGAGACCAAGCGUGCUCGGCGAGAGAAUCUGCAGCAAAAACAGAUCCUAGUCCCAGAACUGUGUGAUAUACAUGUCUUCCCAGCUUCUCUGUGGCGGAAGGCUGUUUGUCUGCCAGCUGUUCUCUACAGGAUGAAUUAUCUUCUCCUUGCGGAGGAGAUUAGAAAACGCAUUGCAAAGGAAACAGGCAUUGGGGUUGUGGAAUUGCCUUGUGACUUUCGAUUUCCACAGCUGGAUUUUGGAUUUGAAACAAAUCCUGAAAAGUUAAAAUGUGACACUGAGGAAGGUCAGGACAAGGAUGUCAGUGACGAUGAAAAACAGAACUCUUUUGAAAGGCAGGAAAGUCCAACAGAUGAUGUACAUUCAUGUGAUUCUAGUCAGAAGUCUGAUGAAAAGGAUAAACUGCCGUCCAGUCCCAAUGAAAGUAGUCCCCCUGUCAUCUCCCGGGAUGACCUGAAGGCAAUUGAGGACAAGGGAGAGAUGUCAUCAGAUAGUGAUUCAGGUAUUGCCUCGGCAGGCUCAGAAGUCAGUGUAGCAGACAUUGGAGCUCAACCCAAGUGUGAUACCAGUACAACUGAUCUGUCUGCCCAGCCAAAUAGCAACACACCUGAUGCAAGUACCAGCACCACAGGUGUACAGUCCAAGUCUGACCAUGCUGAUACCACUGCCACAACCGUUCAGCCUCAGACAGACAGUGUAGUGUCAGAUGCUGGUACCAGUGCCACAGCCGUUCAGCCUCAGACAGACAGUGUAGUGUCAGAUGCUGGUACCAGUGCAACAGCCGUUCAGCCUCAGACAGACAGUGUAGUGUCAGAUGCUGGUACCAGUGCAACAGCCGUUCAGCCUCAGACAGACCGUGUAGUGUCAGAUGCUGGUACCAGUGCAACAGCCGUUCAGCACCUGACAGAGAGUGUAGUGUCAGAUGCUGGUACCAGUGCCACAGCCGUUCAGCACCUGACAGAGAGUCCUGUGUCUAAGGCAGAUAGACAGAUAUCUGCGCCAAAGAUGUUCAGCCCAAGACAGACAGUGCUGUGUCAGAUGCAUGUACCAGUGCCACAGCCGUUCAGCCUCAGAGAGACAGUACUGUGUCAGACGCAGAUACCAGUGCCACAGGUGUUCAGCCUCAGACAGACAGUGCUGUGUCAGACGCGGAUACCAGUGCCACAGGUGUUCAGCCUCAGACAGACUGUGCUGUGUCAGACGCAGAUACCAGUGCCACAGGUGUUCAGCCUCAGUCAGACGGUGCUGUGUCAGAUGCAGAUACCAGUGCCACAGGUGUUCAGCCUCGGACAGACUGUGCUGUGUCAGAUGCAGAUACCAGUGCCACAGGUGUUCAGCCUCAGACAGACUGUGCUGUGUCAGAUGCAGAUACCAGUGCCACAGGUGUUCAGCCUCAGACAGACAGUGCUGUGUCAGACGCGGAUACCAGUGCCACAGGUGUUCAGCCUCAGACAGACGGUGCUGUGUCAGAUGCAGAUACCAGUGCCACAGGUGUUCAGCCUCAGACAGACAGUGCUGUGUCAGACGCGGAUACCAGUGCCACAGGUGUUCAGCCUCAGACAGUGCUGUGUCACGGAUACCAGUGCCACAGGUGUUCAGCCUGUCAGUGCUGUGUCAGAUGCAGAUACCAGUGCCACAGGUGUUCAGCCUCAGACAGACAGUGCUGUGUCAGGCAGUGAUACCAGUGCCACAGGUGUUCAGCCUCAGAGAGACAGUACUGUGUCAGGCGAGGAUAGUGCCACAGGUGUUCAGCCUCAGACAGACAGUGCUGUGUCAGGCGAGGAUACCAGCCAGGUGUUCAGCCUCAGACAAACACCUCAGACAGACAGUGCUGUGUCAGAUGCAGAUACCAGUGCCACAGGUGUUCAGCCUCAGACAGACAGUGCUGUGUCAGACGCGGAUACCAGUGCCACAGGUGUUCAGCCUCAGACAGACAGUGCUGUGUCAGACGAGGAUACCAGUGCCACAGGUGUUCAGCCUCAGACAGACAGUACUGUGUCAGACGAGUAUACCAGUGCCACGGGUGUUCAGCCUCAGACAAACAGUACUGUGUCAGACGCUGAUACCAGUGCCACAGGUGUUCAGCCUCAGACAGACAGUGCUGUGUCAGACGAGGAUACCAGUGCCACAGGUGUUCAGCCUCAGACAGACUGUGCUGUGUCAGACGCGGAUACCAGUGCCACAGGUGUUCAGCCUCAGACAGACAGUGCUGUGUCAGACGAGAUACCAGUGCCACAGGUGUUCAGCCUCAGACAGACGGUGCUGUGUCAGAUGCAGAUACCAGUGCCACAGGUGUUCAGCCUCAGACAGACAGUGCUGUGUCAGACGCAGGAUACCAGUGCCACGGGUGUUCAGCCUCAGACAGACAGUACUGUGUCAGACGAGGAUACCAGUGCCACGGGUCCUCAGACAGACAGUACUGUGUCAGACGCGGAUACCAGUGCCACAGGUGUUCAGCCUCAGACAAACAGUGCUGUGUCAGACGAGUAUACCAGUGCCACGGGUGUUCAGCCUCAGACAAACAGUACUGUGUCAGACGCUGAUACCAGUGCCACAGCCGUUCAGCCUCAGACAGACAGUACUGUGUCAGACGAGGAUACCAGUGCCACAGGUGAUCAGCCUCAGACAGACAGUGCUGUGUCAGACGAGGAUACCAGUGCCACAGGUGAUCAGCCUCAGACAGACUGUGCUGUGUCAGAUGCAUAUAGAACAACCACAGGCGUUCAGCCACAAACAUACUGUGAUGUGGAAGAUGCAGAUACCGCAAAUAUGCAGAAGAAAUGUGUCAUAUCUGCCAAAACCAUUGCAACAACUAGUACCACAAAUAUGCACGACUCUAUCAUGCAUGAUAAGGAAACCAGACCAAAUGACAGUUACACAUCCCAGUCAGACCACAGUCCCACUGGUGCACAGUCACACCAGACAGGUUCUUCUGUAGCUCCUGUAGAAACUAGUUCCAAGAGUUUAGAAACCGUUAAUGAACCCAUACCACUUAGUACAAAACAACAGACAGAUUGUUUUGUACCUGGUACAGAAACCAGUGUUUCUGGUACACUGCCCAAGAUAGACUGUACAGUGCCUGAUAUGGAACUGAGUGUAGUCGGUAAACUUGAACAUUGCAGCAAGUCAUUUGCAAACCAUACUUCUACUGAUGAUAUUCCGUUAGUCACAGGCAAUGUAAUAGAAGUUGUAGAUGACAGACAUGCAAGAUUUGACAAUGUGUUGGAAACAAACUCUAUGCAGAUUAAGAACAGAAAUGAUUCUUUAUGUCGUAUGGACAGAAAUGUAUGUGAAGACUUUGUGAAGGAAUCUGGAACUGCAGAUUCUGAAGGGAACGAUACUCAAUGGUGCUCAACUGAAGUUAGCAAUGCAACUGUCUGCAGUAAUGCACAGUCCGCAGAGGACACUCCAGAGUCCUGUGAUGCUGCAGGACCCCCAGCAAGUCCAGACCACGGCCCGGUGCUCAACACUUCACCUAGUACAGCACACACUGGAACAAACAUAAUACACAAUCAAACUAGUCACUCAUCAGAAAGGUGCUCAUCACUAACUCAUGCUCAUUCCAAUAUGGUAAUCUCCGAACCUCUCAAAGAAAAUAUCCAAGCUGAUCCUCAAAUGUCAGUUGAUCCUGACUCCUCACCCCUUCAGGUGGACCACUUUCAGUAUACAUCCUCCACAUCUUGGGAAAACUCUUCAGCCAGUCACCAUGGUGAUGUAACAGAUCCCAAUGUGAUGGAUUCAUGCCAACACAUGAUCUCACAAACAGAACAAUAUAGUACAGAAACCCCUGCUCAAAUUAAGCUAGAUGAUCAAGGAAAGGACAGUGUGAAGGCUGAUGGGCAGACUGCUCAAUACUCUGAUGCAAGCAAACAGUCCUCUGUGUCAAAAAGUGACCUUCUUAGCGAACCAGCUGCCGAAACAGUGUUCAAUGCAAAUCCUCGGUGUGAUUCUUCCGACCAGACAAAAGACAGCCCAGCAUCAGGAUGGGAUGAUGAUUCUGUGUUACAGCUGACCUCGAUCGGGGGUCCUUCAAUUAGGCAGCAAGAGGAUGAAACUGAAGGUAACUGCUGUGAUAAGGACAAUGCAGGUUCUUAUAGUAAUGAUGCUGAUGCUGACUUUGGUGUCUGGUCCUACCCGGGUUGUGGAGAGCCUUGUCCUGACAGUGACGCCUCCUCCUCCACAACAUCAGAAGAGGUGGAACUGGAACUGACAUCUCAGCCAAACAUCUGCCUGGAUGAGGAUCGAGAUCUCAGUACUUUCGUCGGACCAAGCCCCUGUCUGAUUUUACAGGCGUUAACAAUGUCCAAUGCUAAUGACUUUUUCAGUUUGGAAAGAUUAGAAACUAUUGGUGACUCGUUUCUCAAGUAUGCCAUCACUGUAUAUCUCUACUGCUCGUACCCAGGCAUUCACGAAGGAAAGCUGAGUUACCUCCGCAAACAAGUCAGUAAUUACAAUCUGUAUAGACUCGGUAGGAAGCGCCGUUUGGCGGAGUGUAUGGUGUCAGCCAAGUUUGAACCCUAUGAGAACUGGCUCCCUCCGGGAUACAUCAUCAACGAGAACAGGAGGAGAGGCCCGGUGCCAAGAGUGGUCAUUGCUAACUCUGGCAAGAAGAUGUCAAGUAAUGCCAAAAAGACUGAUUCCGAUUCCACAGUGGCCAAAUUAUUCGAGGACAAGAAGAAACGAGAUCGUAGUAAACUUGAUAAAGCAGAAGUGUGUGAUCUGAUAAGUGAGAAAGAGAAAUCUGAGAGUAAAGAUGUAUCUGAGGAUUCUGAAGGAAAUGUGACAAAGAAACUUGGGUGUGGUGAAAUGGAUGACACACUUAGAGUUGACGCUGAAUCUGAAGGUAAGGUGGCCGAUAAUCCUGAAUCUGAGAACAAGCAUCUCAAUAAUGAGGAUUGUAAAGAAAACAUGUCAAAGAAACAGGAAGCAGACAAAAAUAGAACUGAUAUGGAUUCUGAAGGAAGUGUAACUGUGGAAACUGAAACUGUAAACAAGCAUAGUGUUGCUGCUGUUUGUGAAGAGAGCUUAAGUGAGGAUGUUGUUUGUGAAGAGAGCUUAAGUGAGGAUGUUGUUUGUGAAGAGAGCUUAAGUGAGGAUGUUGGUUGUGAUACUGAAUCUAUUUAUAUGGAAGAGGACGAUGCUCUUGUCAACACAUCUGCUCCAUCAAACAGUGCUGCCAGUCACACAUCUGCUGAUAUGGAACAAACCACGACUGUGUCCACAGCAGACCAUGGUGACGGGACAAUAGAACAAAGUGGAUGUGUGCCACCUAUGAGUGAUGUAGAACGUCAGAAGUUUGACCAGGAGCUUGAAGAAAUUGACCUGAUCCAAGAGGCCGACAAGAUUGAGGACUUGACUGAUGACACUCUGGCUUUAGUGCCCUACAGUCUACAGACUCAGCAUGGGAUUCCAGACAAGAGUGUGGCUGACAGUGUGGAGGCUCUGAUUGGCUGCUACCUGACCACUUGCGGGAAGAAGGCAGCGCUGAUGUUCAUGUCGUGGCUGGGUCUGAAGGUGUUGCCGAGGAAGGAUCAACGAGUGGGAAUGGUUCGCAGGAAGGAAGGACAGCAGGUGAGUGAGUAUGAGUUUGAGGAGCUGCAGUGUCCCCCGUCGCCGCUGUUCCUGGCAGGACACCAACACGCCAACAACAUGCUGAUCCAUCUCCUGGACGGCUACAACGUCUUCGAGGAGAAGAUCGGCUACACGUUCCAGGACCGUUCUUACCUGCUACAGGCCUUCACUCACGCCUCCUACCAUUACAACUCCAUCACCGACUGCUAUCAGAGGCUGGAGUUUCUUGGAGAUGCAAUCCUGGACUACGUGAUCACCCGUCAUCUGUACGAGGAUUCGCAGAAGUAUUCUCCGGGCAUCCUGACCGACCUGAGGUCCGCCCUUGUGAACAACAACAUCUUUGCAGCUCUGGCAGUGAAGUGGGAUUUCCACAAGUACUUCAAGGCCAUCUCUCCAGCGCUGUUCCACGUCAUUGAGAAGUUUGUGGCCAGACAGAAGGACAAGGAGGAUGAGAUUGACAUUGAGGAUGAGUUCCAGAUGCUGGAGGAUGGGGAUGAGGACAGUGAGCAGGUGGAGGAGGUGGAGCUGGAGAUACCUAAAGCUCUGGGAGAUAUCUUUGAGUCUGUUGCUGGUGCUAUCUACCUUGACAGUGGCAUGUCCCUGGACACUGUGUGGAGAGUGUACUACCGCAUCAUGCGACCCCAGAUAGAAAAGUACCUGAAGAGCAUCCCCAAGUCUCCUGUGAGAGAAUUAUUGGAGCUGGAGCCUGAGACAGCCAAGUUCGAGAAACCUGAACGCACAAUGGAAGGAAAGAUCCGAGUGACAGUGAAUGUGGUAGGCAAGGGAGUCUUCAGUGGUAUUGGCCGCAACUACAGAAUCGCAAAGAGUGCUGCUGCCAAGAAAGCUUUGAGAAUCAUCCGCUCUAUGCAAAUGGGAGGGCUUGAGUGAUGUCCAUAUGCUCAGCAAGUCUGCCUUGACCUGUGACCUCUUCAUGCCAUACCUCAGUCUGGACUGUAGUCCCAGCUAACUGACCAUGCCUUCCAGUCUUCUGUCCACUGACUGACCAGGCCUGGGAGUUUUCUAUUCAAGGUCCCUGAUGAGAUGGGACAUCUUUUGACCUUGACCUUCAUCAUCGUAUAGACACUAGCUAAAGUCACUGACAUUUUGAAAAUAUAUAUGUUUUAUUUAUGAGAACAAUGGUUCAUAAAGUUGAAAUUGUAAAUAUUCGGAAUUUAGAUAUGAGAUUAACAGAAUUAAGGUAUAAGAUAUAUCACACUUACAUGUAUAUGUUAUGAUGACUAGGGGUGAAAUAGUAUACCAAGGUAUUAGUAGAACCGCGGUAAUUUGCCUUCGGUUCGGUAUACCGUAAUGCAAUCCAAAAAUUCUCGGUUUU
Molecule: messenger RNA, 10129 nt
Organism: Haliotis rubra (blacklip abalone)
Lineage: Eukaryota; Metazoa; Mollusca; Gastropoda; Lepetellida; Haliotidae
Product: endoribonuclease Dicer-like
Biological process (GO): pre-miRNA processing; rRNA processing; apoptotic DNA fragmentation
Cellular component (GO): cytoplasm; RISC complex; nucleus
Molecular function (GO): protein binding; ribonuclease III activity; DNA binding
Source: RefSeq, a predicted model, not a curated record